AAAAUUCUGAAAAUACCUUCAUCUAUUAAAACCAUCUUAUUUCCUCUAACCGAUAAAACCUAACACUGAAACUCCACUCUUAAUUUUUCCAACAAUGGCUUCCACCAUCUCAAAGAUCCCCACUCACUCCAUCUUCAAACUCCUCGUUUCGUCCUCACCCAAGCCACCCGUUUCCUGCUUCAUUUCCACCGCCACCGCCACCGCCACCGCCACUGCCGAGAACCGGACCCAGAAACUCGAACGCAUCGCCGACGAGCUUUUAGAUCUUACAAAGCUCGAACGCUACGACUAUUCCAUCCUCUUCCGUCUUAAACUCGGCCUCAACCGCUACGGACCCGCCGUAUCCGGAGUAUCCUCCGCCGCCGCUUCGGCACCGGGAACCGGAUCCAGCGCAGCCGAAACGAAAACGGCGGAAAAGACGGCGUUUGAUAUAAAGCUGGAGAAAUUCGAUGCGGCGGCCAAGAUAAAGAUAAUAAAAGAAGUGAGGACGUUUACGGAAUUGGGUUUGAAAGAAGCUAAGGAUAUGGUGGAGAAAGUUCCGGUUGUGGUUAAAAAGGGAGUAACAAAAGAGGAAGCUGAGGCCAUUAUUAAGAAGCUCCAAGAAUUGGGUGCUACUGUGGUACUUGAAUGAUUUUACAUAUUUGACUAAAGGUGUAGAAUAAUUGUUGUUUUGAUGAAAUGGGAACUAAAGUUUUUGAGGAUAUUGUUGUUAUUGGUAUUACCAAUAGAAUUUGAAAGUGAGAAACUUUGCUGAAGUCAAUUUGAUCCAUUGAUUGGGUUUGUUUUGAAA
This is a messenger RNA of Gossypium arboreum, 790 nucleotides long. RefSeq lists its product as uncharacterized. The record is from RefSeq and is a predicted model, not a curated record. Gene Ontology annotation, molecular function: structural constituent of ribosome. Gene Ontology annotation, biological process: translation. Lineage: Eukaryota; Viridiplantae; Streptophyta; Magnoliopsida; Malvales; Malvaceae. Gene Ontology annotation, cellular component: ribosome. The transcript has a single exon. Bases 95 to 631 code for a protein of 178 amino acids.